Molecule: messenger RNA, 764 nt
Organism: Odocoileus virginianus texanus
Lineage: Eukaryota; Metazoa; Chordata; Mammalia; Artiodactyla; Cervidae
Source: RefSeq, a predicted model, not a curated record
CUGGGGUUGGCAGCACGGCUGCAUCCCGCCCCGUCCCUGCUGGGAUGGGCCCGUGGUUGGCCCUGUGGGUGCUGCUCUACCUGCCAAGAUCCCUCCAGGGCCAGAACCCACACACCCCGGCGGCCCCCAGCUCCGUUCUGCAGAGUUUCGAGGACAGCAAGUUCCAGGGGGAGUGGUUUGUCCUCGGCCUGGCGGGCAACACCCACACGGUAGCAGACAGGUCUCUGCUGAGCCCUUUCACGGCGACAUUCACGAUAAAUAAAAACCACUUGGAAGUGGCAUACGCCAUGAUCCGGGGCCAGCGCUGUGUCACCUGGUCGUACAAGCUUAUUUCGAAGUCCCAGCCUGGGAUGUUCUCGGUGGAUCACAGUGGAGAGCCCGGGGCGGACCCCGAGGAGAUCCAGGUGACCGACACGGACUACGCAUCCUUCGCCCUCCUGCUCUCCAGGAGGCAGUCGGACCUGCAGAGCAUCCUCAGGGUCAGCCUGCUGUGCAGAAUAUGGGCCAUUCAGACCCAGCUGCUGGGCAAGUUCAUCUGCCUGGUCCGGGCUCAGGGCCUCUCAGAUGACAACAUUGUCUUCCCGGACCUGACAGGUAACGGGCUCCCGCACCUGGUGGGGUCUGCCCGGAGCCUUGGAGCCCUACGGGGGCUCAGCUCAGCCCCACGUGUGGGGUCCCAGCUACCCCAGGGUUCAGCCUGAGUCCAUACUGGGGGUCUCACCGCUCCUUGGUCUCCUCCCCACCUGGGUCCCCUUCCCCAGGGC